AUGCGCACACGAUCAAGGCCACCUCCGCCCAAGCUCAGUCUGAAGAUUAUGAUGCGUCCAAGUUCCCCAAUAGUGACACAAUUCUCAGGCAAGCUCACCAGUCAAGUGCGGAGAGUCUUGCCUGCAUAUAUUGCUUUGAUCUUCCUCUUCUUAUUCUUUGCCAACACCGAAUUCUUCACAACCCCGAUCCGAGCAGCGAGCAGAUACAAGCGCGAGCUCAAAUAUCAGCAGCCACUGCAGCCAGUUGGCUCAUUGAUUCCAAAAAAGAUAUGGCAGACAUGGAAAGUUGGUCCUCUGGGCUUUGAGCAGCGCGACUCAGACUCGGCGAAGACCUGGGCUCAGAAAAACCCCACAUACCGGUACGAGGUAUUGACAGAUGACAACGCAAACGACUAUCUCGAGUGGCACUAUGGGCCACAUGGCCUUGACCGAAAGGAUCUCGUUGACCUAUAUCGGGAACUAAACAUCACCAUAAUCAAAGCCGACCUGCUUCGAUAUCUCGUGAUGUACGCCGAAGGUGGUGUGUAUGCCGACAUUGAUGUGGAGUGCCUGCGGCCCAUCAACAGGUUCAUUCCCGAGCGCUACAACGAGCCAGAUAUUGACAUGAUCAUCGGAGUGGAAAUUGAUGAGCCCGCAUUUGCCAACCACGAGAUUCUCGGAUCCAAAUGCAAGUCGUUUUGCCAGUGGACUUUUGCCGCCAAACCCCGGCUUCCGGUUAUGAUGCGGCUUAUCGAGAAUAUCCAAGAUUGGUUACACGAGCUGGCCAAAGCGAAAGAAGUACCUAUAUCGCAGCUCCACUUGGAUUUCGACGAAGUGAUUAGUGGCACUGGGCCGUCUGCGUUUACCAAAGCGGUCUUGGAACAAAUGACGGCACAGAACCAUGGAAACCCAGUCACUUGGGAUCUCUUCCACAAUCUAGCAGAAUCGAGACUUGUCAACGGAAUCCUCGUGCUCAAUGUCGAAGCCUUUGCAGCUGGUCAAGGGCACUCCGACUCUGGCAACCACGGCUCUCGAGGUGCGCUAGUAAAGCACCAUUAUCAUGCUUCGGGCUGGCCAACUCUUCAUCCUCGACGAAACCACCCCAUGUAUGGCGAGGUAGAAAAGUGCAACUGGAAGCCAGAGUGUGUAGCAGAAUGGGACAAGAAUGUAGCUGAAUGGGACACGCUAUCCAAGGAAGAACAAGACAAGCGGCUCGCCAGCAAACCAGCCCCUCACGGUGCACCAAAACUAGGAGUCUAA
This is a messenger RNA of Bipolaris oryzae ATCC 44560, 1239 nucleotides long. Its product is annotated as glycosyltransferase family 32 protein. Gene Ontology annotation, molecular function: alpha-1,6-mannosyltransferase activity. NCBI's taxonomy places the organism in Eukaryota, Fungi, Ascomycota, Dothideomycetes, Pleosporales, Pleosporaceae. The transcript is spliced from 2 exons. Bases 1 to 1239 code for a protein of 412 amino acids. Gene Ontology annotation, cellular component: mannan polymerase complex. Gene Ontology annotation, biological process: protein N-linked glycosylation. The record is from RefSeq and is a predicted model, not a curated record.